Cucurbita pepo subsp. pepo (vegetable marrow) is the source of this 1707-nucleotide messenger RNA. Lineage: Eukaryota; Viridiplantae; Streptophyta; Magnoliopsida; Cucurbitales; Cucurbitaceae. The record is from RefSeq and is a predicted model, not a curated record.
AAUACAUAGAAAAAUGCCCCGCACGAGUGAGUGGUCUGUGGGUACUGCGAUUGGCUGUGUUCCUUAGUCAAAAGCUUCCUUCUCUUCUUCGUCGCUUCUUCCCAGGCAAGCCCAAAUCCAGAGCCCCUGCAUCCACCAACCAUAUCGGAUUGGAUUAUCAAUGAUACCCACUCCUCUUGUGAUCCCACUCUUUCAUCUUUCUCUGUUUCCAUGAAAGUUAUUUCCUUUUUUAAAAUAAUCACCUCUUUUUGACGCUACACCCACCGACCCCAUUCCUUAAAAAACCCUCUUCAUUUCAUAAUUUUUGUUCAAAUUAAUCCAAAUUUGUGGACUUUUCUGGGUUUUCUUCGUGGGUUUUGUUUGGUUUUUGAUUUUAUGAAAUGGGUUUGCUUCGGUUUUUUAGAGUGAAGAGGAAAUCGAAAGUUGCUGAUAAAAAAACCGUUCUUGAUGCUGAAAUUCAGCCUGGUUUUGGUGCUAGGAAGUUCCGGUGGACUGAAAUCGAGGCUUUUACUAAGAAUUUCUCCACUGUUGUCGGCUCCGGCGGCUUCAGUAAUGUCUAUCUUGCUCGGACGGCGCCGGGGAUGCCGGCGGCGGUUAAGAUUUUGGGUGCUAGUGAGCGGCUAAACCGGAUGUUCCGGCAGGAAUUGGACAUUCUUCUGCAGCUCCGCCACCGGAAUAUUGUCACUUUCCUUGGCUUUUGCGAUGAACGAGAUGAAGGAGCUUUGGUCUUCGAAUAUGUCUCCAAUGGGAGCUUGCAAGAGAAGCUCCACAGCCGGCUGGCGACGGCGAAGACAGCGGUGCCGGUUCUUCCAUGGAAAAUCCGGUUAGCCAUAGCCUUUCAGUUAGCUCAAGCAAUCGAAUACCUCCAUGAAAAAUGCAGUCUACAAAUCGUUCACGGCGAUAUAAAAUCAUCGAACAUUUUACUGGACGAACGAUUCAAUUGCAAACUCUGUGAUUUUGGGUCGGCGAAAAUGGGAUUCUCGUCGGCGGUAGCGAAUCCGUCGUCGUCGUCGUCGCCGUCGAGCCCCUUCAGAGCGAAGCAAUGGAUGAUGGGAUCUCCAGGUUACACAGAUCCCCAAUACUUAAGAACCGGAAUCGCCUCAAAGAAGAACGACAUUUACAGUUUCGGCGUGGUGGUUUUAGAGCUAAUCACCGGAAAAGAGGCUUUCUGCUCGGAGAAGGGUCUGAUUUUGACUUCAAUUUUACCUCCAGCAGUUCGCGACGGCGAAGGAAUUAAACCAUCGGCGGUGGCGGAACUGGUGGAUCCGCGGCUCCGGGGAGAAUUCGACAGCAAUGAAGCCGGAGCGUUGCUAUCAAUCGCAGCGGCUUGCUUAGCGCAGCCGCCCGCACCGAGGCCGGUGAUCGGAGGCGUGCUGCAGAUGAUGACGGAGAAGAUCGGGAAUGUAAGCGACGGGUUAUGGGCGGGGAAACGUGGCAGUAAAUUAUUGGAUGUGGGGAGAUGGUAAAAACAAAAGGGUAAAUAUGUAAAAAUGGGUUAGGAAAGAAUAUUUGUUUGUUUGAUUUUAAAAAUAGGAAAAAAAAAAGAAAAGAAAAACGUGGAGGAUGGUGUCCACGUUGCCAUCACCGACGAUGACUUGUUGUCCAUGACAGCAAUUAUUUUGUGCCGAUUUGGAAUUAUGUGGCUGCCAGAGUGUCAAUUGUGGGCCCCCAUUCUCUCAUUGUUAUUUUAUCCAAUUUCUUACCAUU